GCGGCGGCGGCGGCUCACGGAGGCGGGGGCUCCACUUUCCAGGACUCAGGGGCGGCGACAGCGCCAGCCGCGGGCAGCAGGCUCGGCAGCCGGAGCUGAAACGGCCGGGCGCGGCGGCGGCGCCGGGGGAUCUAAAAUGUCCACUGAGGCACAAAGAGUUGACGACAGUCCGGGCACUAGUGGAGGAAGCUCCGAUGGAGACCAGCGUGAGAGUGUCCAGCGGGAACCAGAGAGAGAGCAGGUUCAGCCGAAGAAGAAGGAGGGGAAGAUAUCCAGCAAAACAGCUGCUAAACUGUCUACUAGUGCUAAAAGAAUUCAGAAGGAACUUGCAGAAAUUACGUUGGACCCACCCCCCAACUGUAGAUUACAGAAUUCCGUUCGCAUACGUGUACUUGCAGUGUGUAUGAUGCUUUCUACUUUGAACAACCUUGCAUUGAAAGGUGCUGGACCCAAAGGAGACAACAUUUAUGAAUGGAGGUCAACUAUAUUGGGACCCCCAGGAUCUGUCUAUGAAGGAGGGGUGUUCUUUCUUGACAUAACCUUUUCACCUGACUAUCCGUUUAAACCCCCCAAGGUGACCUUCCGCACCAGAAUCUAUCACUGUAACAUUAACAGCCAAGGCGUGAUCUGCCUGGACAUCCUGAAGGACAACUGGAGUCCGGCCCUCACCAUCUCUAAAGUCCUCCUGUCCAUCUGCUCCCUCCUGACAGACUGCAACCCCGCUGACCCGCUGGUCGGCAGCAUCGCCACACAGUACAUGACCAACAGGGCGGAGCACGACCGGAUGGCCCGGCAGUGGACCAAGCGGUACGCCACAUAGCGCCGCGGGCAGCUCAGCGCGCGGCGCCGCCGUGUGUCCCCUGGAGCCGUCUUGCGGUGGAGCGCCGUCCAGCCCCACUCCUGUUCUUUGCUCACCACCCCUUCCUGUUUUAUUCCCUUCUUAAUUUCCAUUAACUUGAAAGAUCUGGUCUUUUUUUUUUUUUUUUAAAUCCCUCCCCCUCCACGUGGAUGGGAACUUGGUUUUCAGUGCAAACAAUGUCGGAUCUGUAAUAAUAAGAGCUUUCUUACCAAG
Messenger RNA from Dama dama (fallow deer), 1072 nucleotides. RefSeq names its product ubiquitin-conjugating enzyme E2 E2. The record is from RefSeq and is a predicted model, not a curated record. Gene Ontology annotation, molecular function: ubiquitin conjugating enzyme activity. NCBI's taxonomy places the organism in Eukaryota, Metazoa, Chordata, Mammalia, Artiodactyla, Cervidae. The transcript is spliced from 8 exons. The coding region runs from base 137 to 820 and encodes 227 amino acids. Gene Ontology annotation, cellular component: nucleus. Gene Ontology annotation, biological process: protein polyubiquitination.